This is a messenger RNA of Micropterus salmoides (largemouth bass), 1898 nucleotides long. It is a transcript of the gene cpvl, whose product is annotated as carboxypeptidase vitellogenic like. Gene Ontology annotation, biological process: proteolysis. The transcript has 13 exons. The coding region runs from base 133 to 1569 and encodes 478 amino acids. Gene Ontology annotation, molecular function: serine-type carboxypeptidase activity. Lineage: Eukaryota; Metazoa; Chordata; Actinopteri; Centrarchiformes; Centrarchidae. The record is from RefSeq and is a predicted model, not a curated record.
GUGACCUAUGCAAAGUUGGUCAUGUGACCUAGCCAGCGACAGAUUCACACUUUCCCGUCAGUCCAUGGAUGGAAGACGCUUAUUUGAUUAAAGGCUGAACUUGUUCCCUUUGCAAUAGAAAUAACAGUGAACAUGAGGCUGUGUGGGGAAACUCUGAGUUUCCUGUUACUGUGGGCCUGUCUGGACUCUGCACACUCGCGGCGCUGCUCGUCGUUUUUCUGCCGAAAAUCUCACCGUGUCAGCGGCCUGAAUGGAGCCGACCCCGGGUCUCCCCUCUUUCUCACUCCUUACCUGGAGAAGGGCGCCAUAGAUGAAGCCAGGAAACUAAGUCAAGUGGGAGAUCUGCCAGGUGCCAACGUCAAGAGCUAUGCCGGGUACCUCACUGUCAAUAAAAAAUACAACAGCAAUUUCUUCUUUUGGUUCUUCCCUGCACUGAUGGCAAGCCAAGACAAAGCACCAGUCCUGCUCUGGCUGCAAGGCGGACCUGGUGGCACCUCCAUGUUCGGUCUCUUUGUGGAACAUGGACCAUAUGUGGUGUACAAAAACUUGACUGUUGGUUUGAGGAAUUACACUUGGACAUCGAGAUAUUCAGUUUUGUACAUUGACAAUCCAGUCGGAACAGGCUUCAGCUUCACUGAGGAUGACAGAGGUUUUGCUCAGAAUCAGGAUGAUGUUGGCAGAGAUCUGUACAGUGCUUUAACCCAGUUUUUCCAGCUCUUUCCUGAGUAUCAAUCCAAUGAGUUCUAUGCAACUGGGGAGUCGUAUGCAGGGAAGUAUGUUCCUGCCAUUUCUUAUUACAUCCAUAAAAACAACCCCACUGCCAAAGUGAAAAUUAACCUCAUAGGGAUGGCUAUUGGUGACGGGCUCUGUGAUCCAGAAAUGAUGCUUGGUGGUUACGGUGAGUUCCUGUACCAAACGGGCAUGAUAGAUGAACUCCAAAGGCAGUACGUCAUCCAGCAGACAGACUUAGGGGUUAAACUCAUCCACCAGCAGAAGUGGGUGGAGGCUUUUCAGGUUUUUGAUAGCUUGCUGAACGGUGACGUGGAACCAUAUCCGUCCUUCUUCCAAAAUGCUACAGGCUGCACCAACUACUUCAACUACAUGACAUGUCAGGAACCUGAAGACCAGGAGUACUUCUCCCAGUUUGUGACUCUGCCAGUGGUGCGACGCGCCAUCCAUGUGGGGAACCUGACGUUCAACAACGGCUCGGAGGUGGAGAAGCAUCUUCUGGAGGAUGUCAUGAAGAGCAUAAAACCGUGGCUGGGGGUGCUGAUGGACAACUAUAGGGUCUUAAUGUACAGUGGUCAGCUGGAUGUCAUUGUAGCAGCCCCACUGACUGAGAGGUUCCUGCCUACUGUCAACUGGACCGGGGCUGCCGAGUACAAAACAGCCCCUCGCUUUCACUGGAAGGUUCAGCCCAGCGACACAGAAGUGGCAGGUUACGUGAGACAAGUGGGAGAGUUUUACCAGAUAAUCAUCCGAGGGGGAGGGCAUAUUCUGCCCUAUGACCAGCCAGCGAGGUCCUUUGAUAUGAUUGACCGAUUCCUUUCAACACGAGGCUGGAUAUGAAGCGUUUCAGCACUGAUUAAAGCACCUCCACCUCAGAGAGCAUAUUGGUGAUUAUUGAAUCUUGAUUGUCUCAGGCGAUGUUGGAUUCGUACAUGAGUCUGCAGCUGAUUUUAUUAUUAUUUUGAAUUAAAAUUAGGUGAAAAUUAAAUGGCAGUUUUCAGAUUAUCAGGAGUUUCUAUGAAAAUCAUUGUUUUGCUUGAUUUUGUUGAUUUGUGCAAGGAAACCGUAAUAGCUUAUGGUGCAUUCAAUCACUACACGUUUUGGAGAGGAAAUGUAAAGAAUGAACCACAGCUGAUUUGUCUUGAAAUAAAAUGUUUUGUUUUUCUAAA